Molecule: messenger RNA, 1167 nt
Organism: Blumeria graminis f. sp. triticale
Lineage: Eukaryota; Fungi; Ascomycota; Leotiomycetes; Helotiales; Erysiphaceae
Source: the annotation of a GenBank genome assembly
AUGCAGGACAGGAGUACAAUGCCAGCAUCUCAAAUCCCUAAUCUUCUCAGUCUUCGCGGAAAAUCUCGUCCUCACAGUCAUGCAAAGCGAAGGACAGGCGCUGGUGAUGCAUCGCAGAAUAAUGAUCUUGAUAUUCAAGGCACAGAUACAGAUGCAGCUGUGUCACGGUUGAGCGCUGUUUCGCUCGGAUACUUAACUGAUCAGUAUGCUUCAUCAUUUGUAAAAGGGCCAAAUAUCAGGAGACUUCCUGUUAUAAACCGCGGCACAGGAACAUACACGCGUACAACUGCUCUUGACACGCUAAUUGAAGCAUUUCUCUCCCCUCAUGAUACAACUCUACCUAAAAAAAGGAAACAAAUUAUUUCUCUAGGCGCCGGAACUGAUACCAGGUAUUUCAGAUUAAGAGAUAAGAAUCAACAUUUAGAACUGAUCUACCACGAAUUUGACUUUCCGUCAGUAUCAAGGAUAAAAAAACAAAUCGUGACAACUAAUUCAGCCUUCCUCCAGCCCUCUGAUUGUGUAUAUUCACCACCUGUGCCAUUUGAAUCUGAAAAUAAAUCCGAAGAAAAUGAGUGGGGAAUUCUACAAGGUGAAGGCACUUUGCAGCAAGUACUUUAUUACUUUCACCCGUUAGAUCUUCGCGAAAUGUCAAAACUGCCAUUCACAAAAGUUUCUGGACUCUGCUCUGAUAUCCCUACGCUAAUAAUAUCUGAAUGUUGUCUUUGCUACAUGGAUAUCAGUCAGUCUAGUAGAGUUAUCAAAUGGUUCAUGGAGAAUAUUCCAUCUAUAGGGAUCAUUCUUUAUGAGCCACUGGGCUCGGAUGACUCAUUUGGGAAGAUGAUGGUCAAGAAUCUUGCGGCCAGGAAUAUCUUCAUGCCUUCCCUUACAUUCUACAAGUCCCUCUCAGACCAGAGAGAGCGACUAUCAGAAUUUGGUUUCAAGGACAACUGCCCAAAAACAGGAUGCAAAGCAGAAACCAUUGAAAAUAUUUGGGAAGAAUGGGUUCCAUUUACUGAAAAGGAAAGGUUACAACAACUAGAAGGCCUUGACGAGGUAGAGGAGUGGCAAAUUCUGGCGAGGCAUUACGCUAUAUCUUGGGGAUGGAAAUGCGAUACGGACGAAUGGAAUUGGGUAAAUUUCAGAGCCAUAGAAAAUAAAAGUCAGUAG